Medioppia subpectinata is the source of this 519-nucleotide messenger RNA. The record is from the annotation of a GenBank genome assembly. Lineage: Eukaryota; Metazoa; Arthropoda; Arachnida; Sarcoptiformes; Oppiidae.
AAAUAGUGAUAAAGAUAUGCGAAUUGCGGAUCAAAUUGAAUGAAUUGAAUGAUCUGAACGAACAGUUGUAUGUUUGCGGACAUAAACUCAUUGCCGAGAAUGAGACCAAAAGCAGUUCACAACUGGUCUGCGAUCAAUGCCUCAAACGAACCAAAGCCAAGAUAUUUGGGCUCAAGAAGAAUGACAACUAUUUACUCGUCUGUCAGUUCUGUCACUUCGUUGUCCACCGUUUCUGUCAAAACAAUCAGUUAAUGAGAAAGUGUCCGAAAGUGAUGUUUGAAGAAAGUGCUGUCACUUACAAACAGAUGUAUAAUUCACGAGAUGUUAUCUUAAAGAUCUGUCCAGAAGUGGGUCUCUCUCACCAGGAUUUUCGGUGCGCCGAAUGUAAAGCACUUCUCAAUCAUAGGAAUAGUUAUAUUUGUGAUUACAAUGGACUCUAUUAUUGCAAUUGUUGUCAUUUCGGUGAAUCCAAUUCAGUGGUAAUUCCCGCCCGUAUUAUCCAUAACUGGGACUUCACUC